CACAAAAAAAUGGCAGUUUCUACACAUACAAAUCAUAAGCAAGGAUAAUGUCUUCCAGCAUUUGAAGAUAGCUGUUGCGCUUCUAGAUAAACAUACCUAAACUUCUGCUACCUAGGUAUCACUUUAUACAUAUCCGGGUAGACAUCAUACCUAUUUUCACGCCAUCCAUACAACCUACAACCUUGUCUGUAUUAAUCCUUGUCGGCAAUCCUUGUCAUUGCUUGUCCCUCAUCAUCAUUAGUGUAAUGCCUAAACAUUAUUAACGCCUUUCGACUUUCACGAUUCAACUUCUAUGUUUUAGCUCAUAUUGACAUAUUGACAUAUUGACAUACUGACAUAUCAUUACAACCCAGAGAUUCUGGGAAUCGUUCACCAUGGCAGCAACGAGCGAUCCGCCGGAGGACUCUGUCUCUACAUUCUGCGACUUCACCGGCCUACUUCGAGGAGAAGCUAUCACACGUUUGAAAGCGAACAACAAUGAUCUUCAACGAGCAAUGGAAGAGUAUUUUGAGGAUCCCAACAGCCAGAAGUACAAAUGGGAUGAAUCGCAGUUCAGCAUGGAUCGCCACGGCGAGGCCAAUGAUACAGGAAUAUCUUUCAACAUUCAAGGCCCAGACGAACUUGCGCCUACCAGCUACCAGAACACUGCCGCUCCGACUAGACCCCCUUCGAGGGCGAACAACAACUCACCCUUCGGUGCUCCAACCAACGCUGCCGAAGAAGAUGCCAAUUUAGAACGCGCACUGGCCGAGUCUGCUGCUGAAUCAGGAAUACCCCGCCAGGAAGCUGGCAUUGUCGAUAACGAGACAAAUCUUAAGUAUUUUGGUCCCGCAAACCGACCUCAAUAUGACACCGAGCAGUGGGCCAUGGUCCCUACGAAGGCCAGUACGGACGCCGAAAAGGCCGACCCUACCCCAUCCCAGAGAAAACGGGAACCCGAUGCGCCCGCCUUUCUUCGCCAGACGAAGGAUCAUAGAGUUGGUUUUCUACUGUCAAUUUACCAUAAAAUCCCACUUGUCCGAAAUAUUCUCCUUCGGUACGGCACAUCAGCUAAGAACUAUGGACACAACUCGGAAUGGUGGCGAGGUCAACCGAUCCUCAAGCAUGAGCAACUCGCAGCAAUGGCGAGGGGGGAGUCAGAUUGGGGCAAUGAAGCACGUCCGGAGUUUGCUGAAGAAAUCCAUCGUCUAAUGGCCUUCCUCGACAGAACAGAACGUGCAUAUGGAUCUGUUGACCCCCUUAUCGAUACCGAAGAAAUCGAACCGAAUCCUGGGGCAUGGGCGUCUGACGUUGAGGAGAAGCUCUUCGACGUCCUCAAACAGGAGGCUAAGAUGAAUCCCAACUUUGGCAUAGAUGACAUGACUACGGUAGGCACAAUAUUGGCUUGUGGGCCACGUCCGAGUGACGAGCCUCAAUCGGAGGGUGACGGCGACACUUCUAGUGAUGAGGGUCGGGAGUUUGCACUCCUAGAAUCACUGCUAGAUCAGGACCAGUAUUCAUGGGUGGACACGCUCUACGACGCCUUUGACCACAUUUUAUGGUCACAAGCGUUAAACAUUGACUAUCCUUUUCCAGAAGCGGCUUGCUACGCUGUUUUAUCAAAGGCUGCUGAGGUGGUAACGGCCCGGCUCAGUGGCGCCGGGCUAUCUAAGCCCUGCGAGAUCCCUGCCGUUCUCUACAUGGAUCGAUACUUGGAAGAUCGAAAGGAUCUUGCUCUGAAGUUCCAGGUUCACAUGCGUUACGCCAAGAACAAGCUACGUACGUAUGAUCUGUUGGAAGCGAAUCUAUCGAGAUGCCAUGGGCAACGAUGCCACAGGGUGAAUGGCCUUGAAGAUGGACCGCACGAUCUCAUCGCUUGUUUAAACGGAAUCAUCCAGUUCACUGAGAAAUUAAUACAGCGCCAGACCAGAACUGCCCAAUGGCGUCAUUACCACGACCGUAUAGGAAAGAAUCUUGAACUUAGCCUCGAGGACAUCUCUAACAUCUCCACGUGGAGCGGACCUUACAAAUUCUUACCUGACGAAGAAGAGAGAAUGAAGGAGUGGAAAGGCAUAAUAGAUGGAGCAAACAAAAAGAUCGAGGAGUUAACGGAAGACUUGGCAAAAAUCGCGAAGGCGAAGAAGUUUUAUUCCGACUCCCUCAAGAUAAUUUCCAAACGUCUGACAUGUCAGGAGGACGAAGUCGAUGAUGCGAACUUCGUUUUCCGAUCGACUACCGCCUACAAUCCAGAAUAUUGGAAUCCUACCCACCGAUAUUCACUACGCGGCGUUGCACUUACGCCUGAAUUGGCAUAUGUUUGUGUAAGGCAAGAUGCCGAUUCGGCUGAUGCCAUCGAGGAGCCCAAUCCCAAGGACCAAUGGUGGAAGAUAGGAUGCUCAGCCGGCGGAACUCCUAUCAAGGCCGAGAAAGCAACACAGGAAGAUGUUCUCCAUGCGGCUGGAACGGAGUCUAAACACCCUCUUCUUAUCUAUGCCACCGAAGCUGCCAUGACGGCGACGCCCAUUCCGUUAUCGGACGCUCUACGGAUGUUCGUCCGGGCGGACAAUCGUUCGUUUCAGCAAGAACUCGUCCAGGAACAAAAUCGAACACAGCCUGCAGAAGGUCACCCUACUUCAGGAGUCAGAGCUGAAGAUCUUCCGCCAGUCGCUGUCGCAUCACCAGGGAAACGGAAACACAGCGUCGGUUCAUCGGUUGCUACACAGGGAAGUUCCCGGGCUGACCUUACCGAUGUUGAUCCGUUCCACUGGGAAAUGCAAUCGGAGGCCGGAAACGGCGAUGCGGAGGAGACGCAAAGAUCGACGACUACACCCAAAUCGCCCGAGAUGCAAGAACGUAUUGGCGGCCCAGCACCAUUCCUAACUCGGCCGGACUACGCGGUACAGAGUGGCUCUGCUGAGAUGAUGGAUAUUGACAUGGAUGUGGAACAUCAUGAGGGAUGAUCGAAUCACGUAUGGUUUGUGGUUUGACAUCUUCUCCUGUUAAAUUUAUGGGAAAUGAAAUUGAUGUCUGAAUGAGCAUUUCGCGAAGACAUCGAUUGUGUCUAGAUUAUCGAGAUGUUCCGAUAAAGGGGGGCACGGGAUGGAUUCGGUUAUAUGCAUGGAAGGAAACCAAAUAAUUGAGCAACUGAUUUCCUAGUUGUGAUGUUUACCCCAGGAUAAGUUACCUGUGGGCCGUGUAUACUAAAUACUGUACCAUGAUGACACCCACGAUACCCCCAAAUUAGGUAGUUAAUGAAUGAACAUGAGGCAUGAAUCAGAUUCGGAGUGGCCUUUUUAAGCUUAAGGGGCCAGCGGCUCCGGUAACCUAGAUAUAUG
Annulohypoxylon truncatum is the source of this 3314-nucleotide messenger RNA. RefSeq lists its product as uncharacterized. NCBI's taxonomy places the organism in Eukaryota, Fungi, Ascomycota, Sordariomycetes, Xylariales, Hypoxylaceae. The record is from RefSeq and is a predicted model, not a curated record. Gene Ontology annotation, cellular component: nucleus; cytosol. Bases 375 to 2939 code for a protein of 854 amino acids. The transcript has 8 exons. Gene Ontology annotation, biological process: protein deubiquitination.